AACGGUGUUUGGUGAGCGAUUGAAAGAAGUUCGCACAAUACUUAAGCUAACAUUAGCAACAAUAUCGUUAGCCAGUUUCAAUGGGUGUGGAUCGUGUUAGCAAGCUAAUUUAGCUAACGUUGACAGAAAACACACGAGGUGGGAACCUAAAGCUAGCGGACUGCUUUAAGCUACCGUUUCCAGCUGCCACGUAACAUAGCUAACGAGAGCCCAACAUGUCUGAUGAUGAUUUCGAAAGUGGGCAUUCUGGGGCCUCUAAUACAUACCCACAGCAGUGCUCUGCAUUAAGGAAGAAUGGCUUUGUCAUGCUGAAGGGACGUCCCUGCAAGAUCGUUGACAUGACUACCUCCAAGACCGGCAAGCAUGGACAUGCCAAGGUUCACCUUAUUGGAAUUGACAUCUUUAAUCAGAAGAAGUUGGAAGACAUCUGCCCAUCUACCCAUAACAUGGAAGUCCCUCAUGUUAAAAGGACAGAGUACCAGUUUGUGGAUUUGGAUCUACAAGAUGGUUACUUGUCCCUUCUUGAUGACGCUGGAGCACCCCGAGAGGACCUCAAAAUACCGGACACUGACUUGGGCAAAGAGAUCAAGAAGAAGUUUGAAAACGGAGAAGGUUUCAUGGUCACUGUGUUGAAAGCUAUUGGGGAAGAACAAGUAAUUGCCGUCAAGCCCAUGAAUUAACAUGUCCUGGACACCGCUUGAGACCUCACAUUCCUAAUCUCCAGUAUGGCUCUGAAGCCUCACCAAAGCUACUGGCCUUCCCCUCACAUCUCCACCAGUUUCCCUGCUGGGCAACUGAAUCCUGGAAACUGGACUGGAGCAGCUUCUUCAACUUUACUUUGGGGUCAGGGCUGACUGACAUCAUCUAUCAAUACAAUAAUUAUCCACCUGUAGCCAUCUCAGCUUAACUUUGCAAUGGCUACUGAUAUUAUUCCAGGAAUUCUGAACAUUCCAGCACUUCAUAAUAUUCUUUUUUGAGUAUGGGUGAUGUGCUUGUUUUUUUUUUUCCUUUCCUUUUUUUUUGUUUGUUUUUUUGAGACAAACGUGGAUGUGAGCGUGUAUUUUAAGGCUUGUUUACAUUUGAGAUGCUGCACCUUGCUUUCAAUUUAAAUUCUCCCCUAAAAUGAUUUUCUUUAUCUACUGGCUGACUCAACACCUCAAGCAAGCUCCAGCUCUACUUUGUGCAACUUCAUUGAUGGCUGGAAUAUGCCUUUCUGCCUUUGACAAUUAAAACUUAUGCAUGCACACUAAUUUACUUUAAUACACAUGCCGUAGCAGCUAUGAUUUAAGCAACAUUUUAUUUACUUUGCAAUUCAACGGCAGAUCACGUGACACAAUGCCUCUUGCCAGGUUUCAAUAAGAUCGGUCUCUUGUAGCAGAGAACUGUGGUGUCUCAGCUGUUCUGAACCCAAACAGGCCUGGGCAGGUGGUGUUGGGUGUGGCCAUUUCUUUUUUUCAUGUUUUUUCAUGUUUUGAAACCUUUUCUUUUCACUUGAGGCCUUUCUGAGCUGACAAAUGUAUAGAAAAUGAUAAAUGCAAAACCUUUUACUAUUAGCAACAUCUCAAUGAUAAACAUAAUUCUUGGCACACUAUUAGAAACCAGAAACCAUUUUACAUCUUAUAAAAUGUAUAGGGUGUAAAUAUGUAGCCAAAUUUAGAUGGUGGUCGUGUCUUGGGAGACAUUGAUGCCCAAGACAUAAUAUAAUAUACACAACAUAAAAAUGACUGUUACCAUUGAGCUAUUUUUUUUUUUGCGGGAGGGGGGGGAAAGUUGUUAUAGAAAGUACAUUUGGGGGUAGUAGGUUUGUUUGCAGUUCAACAGGAUUUUUAAGCAUUUUGUGAAGAGUUCACUCUAAAACAGAUUGUGGCUCAAAUGAAUUUUUUUGAAAUAAAAUUCCAAUAUGCUGAAUGGUUUUCUACGUUUACAUCAACAGAAAAAAGUUAUCAUUGGGAGACAUUGGGUCGUGCACUGCAUUAACCGGGUUGCAGUAGAACCUGCGUUUACCUGCAGGUAGUCAGUUUUCUCUCCUACCUCCUACCAUAAACAAUAUUUUCCCUUGUUUUUCUGAUCUGAGCCUUUGCACUGAUGGUAGUUAGGAGGAUGGACUCUAGUGAAGUCUUUUCAAGAGUGCAUGUGUUAAGAAAUGUACAAAUAACUUGCUAUUCAGCUGUGGGAAUUACUUAUUUAGACUAUUUUUUUGUUUUAGUCUGACUGGAUUUUGGCUACCUUCUUCACUGUCAGCAAUACUUUUCCUAUUUCUAGUUUUGGUCAUUAUUCUUUGCUCUUGUAAAAACCCUGUUUAAAAUUCAGUUAAGCUUAUACAUGGUAAAGAAAUCUAAUUUCUCCAGCAGAAAUACCUGACCCUUACAGAGUAAGGGAAGUGUUUACAUGACAUUUUAUGAUGUCAGGUUACUGGCAAAAGUUGAAAAUAAUCAGAUUAGUUAAAUGCAUGUAAACACAGAUUGUAAUAUUAACAUUGGAAUAUAUUCUGUGCCGCUUUUCAAGUUGUCCUUUGUACAAAGGCAGCUGGUCUGACUCAGUACAGCUAAUGUAUUUUUUACUUAUGUCAAGACACCAAAGUAAUCCCCUGAGUGUUGUUUGUGUAUUAAGUUUUACAUUCAUUUUGUUUCAACAUUCCCUUUUUGUUCAAUGUUGCGUUUUCCCCUGAAAAAGAUGUUAUGACAUCACAACAGUGGCAUACAACUCUGUUUUGUUUGUUUUGACGAUCUACAUUUUCACUAAUGGUACAAAACAGCACAACAAUAAUACUCUGGACUGCAAGGACCAAAGGUGGAUAAUCAUUCAUUUCAUAUUGAGAGUAUUUAUUUCUUUAAACUGGAGGAAAAAAAAAAUUUGACUUGUAAAUGAACGCUCUUAAGGCAGCAGUAUAGAAACAUGGAUUGAUUCUAUGGCACCUGCAAGACGAGUUGAAGUACCUGCUUGCACAUAAAAUCUCUCGCAACUUCAGCCUGCAGCGCCUCAACUUGAGUUUUUUUAUAAGGAGCAAUGAGCCCAAAGAGUGUGUGAAAAGUAACCGGUUAUAUGCAACUUGCAGGAAAUGCUGUCUUGGAGGUAGUAAAUAAAGCUGUACAAAAGUUAAACUUGUUUGAUCAGUGAGCCAACACACACUGGGAUUGUUUUCUACUCUUUUAUUUUGGUUGCAAACAUGCCAUUGUGCCUGUGAAAACCACAUUUUCUUUCUAGUUUACUGCCUCCUUAAAUACAUGGUUAGAUCUCCAUUAGUAUCCAAAUCCUAAUAGCCAUUAAUAGUGGUGCUACGAGGUUUCUAAACAAAUCUGCCGUCUCCGCAGUCCUAACAGAAGAUGAGUCUUCCAUAAGCCAUAUUUGUGCCCUGUCACGUGUCUAUAACUAAGGUUAGACACUGGGAAAAUGUCUCAUUUCUUACCUUGACUUCCCUCUAAUUAAGAUGGUCUGACUGAUAUGUAGCACUAAUUACCACACGUCUGGUCAAUGAUCCUCCACAUUUAGCCUCGACUGACCUCUGAUUCCGUUUUGAGAAAAUGUUUACACUGUGAGGGAGAUGUCCCGUCAUUGAUGGCUUGCCCAAGACUGAUCUAGGAUCAGAGACCGCUAGGGAUACAACUGCAAAGUGACAAGAGGCAAGUGUCGUGAGGGCAGAUUUUCUCAGGGCUCCAAACAGUGUUUCGAGAUGUGUUACCUUAACAGUGUCAGAAGUGAGGAUAAUGAAAUAGAAUAUUUUAUUAUUUCUUUGUCUCAAAACUCGUCACUAUUCUAGUUUUGGAAAAUGUUACAUUUCCUCCCCCUCCCCCAUCCACUAUUUCAUCUUGUGCCUCAUCAAAAACAUUGUCUGCUUCACGUUUUAUUUUUUAUCCACUAUUAUUUCAAUUGUCUCGGAAGAAACUGGUUUAUUUGUAUGUUUAGACCACUGGUGGAGUGUAUUGUGUUAAAAAAAAAAAAAAAAAAGGGAAACGGUGAUUUACUCUUGUAUUUUAUGUUCCUGGUGUAUGCUGGGAAAAGGGGUUUUAUGGUGUUAAAUUGAGUUUGGCACAGGUCGCUUUCUUCCUUUUUAAUGUUUGAUCCAAACAGUUCCUAGGGGAAAUCUGACCUUGAGCCUCAUCCGCAACAUGAAGGUACAUGGGCUCCUCUAUAUAUCUAAUGUAUGGCUGCUGUCUUUAAAAGUCACAAAUGUCUGUUUUUAUUGUAUAGGCAAAAUAAAGAUAAUUCAGAUGUUACUGGCGA
Messenger RNA from Cottoperca gobio, 4221 nucleotides. RefSeq names its product eukaryotic translation initiation factor 5A-1-like. Gene Ontology annotation, biological process: positive regulation of translational termination; positive regulation of translational elongation. The record is from RefSeq and is a predicted model, not a curated record. Gene Ontology annotation, molecular function: ribosome binding; RNA binding; translation elongation factor activity. The transcript has 5 exons. NCBI's taxonomy places the organism in Eukaryota, Metazoa, Chordata, Actinopteri, Perciformes, Bovichtidae. The coding region runs from base 216 to 680 and encodes 154 amino acids.